Acipenser ruthenus (sterlet) is the source of this 13285-nucleotide messenger RNA. Its product is annotated as zinc finger and BTB domain-containing protein 38. Gene Ontology annotation, molecular function: protein binding. Lineage: Eukaryota; Metazoa; Chordata; Actinopteri; Acipenseriformes; Acipenseridae. The record is from RefSeq and is a predicted model, not a curated record. Gene Ontology annotation, cellular component: nucleus. The transcript is spliced from 2 exons. Bases 1612 to 7101 code for a protein of 1829 amino acids.
UCUGUAGUGGCGCAGCUCUCUCUGUCUCUCUCACACUCUAGUGAAACCCAGCUACUGGUUUUUCAUUUGAGUUGGGGGGAGGUGGGGGCUAUACGAGGGGAGUUUCACUGGACAGCCUGAUUGUUUAACCCUUGUCUAUACCUCAUGCCUGCAUUAAAGCUACAGGGUGUCGCCCAGCUCAGGCUGUUCAGUUUUUCAAUUCACAAUCAUGAGGCUGCAUCGCAGGGCACACAGCCACACGGAAACAAUCAGACAAAACGUCUUGCUUUGAAACAGCGAAACGGGAAGAAGGGAAAACGUUGAAAAAUAAAUACUGUAAAUUAGAGAUUUAAAGUGCUUAUCAAUAACGGCGCUGUUUAUAAAGUGGAAUAAAGCAUAGCUAGUCCCCUCCUCAGCUCUAACCACUAGAGCCACACUGCUUCCCUCCCUCCCAGUCCCUCCUCAGCUCCACUAGAGCCACACUGCUUCCCUCCCUCCCAGUCCCUCCUCAGCUCCACUAGAGCCACACUGCUUCCCUCCCUCCCAGUCCCUCCUCAGCUCCACUAGAGCCACACUGCUUCCCUCCCUCCCAGUCCCUCCUCAGCUCCACUAGAGCCACGCUGCUUCCCUCCCUCCUGCUUUAUAUUUUUAUUGCAGCAAAUGAGACUGGGCUGUUCAUGCAGCAGGAACAUUAGAAGCUAUAAAUGACGUCAUCAAACUCUGUCACAGUUUAGGAAGCUGUAGCUAUGUCACACAGAACAAAAACAAACAAACAAACAAACAAACAAACAAAAAACAAAAAAACUCGACAUUUGGAAACACAAAAAAAAACAAAAAAAACCUGCAACGACAAACGCUUUGGCUAAAAGUCUUGUCAAAACGUAGUGCCGUGGGAGUGUGUUCAGUUAAAAUGCUUCUGUAAAGUGAGCAGCCUGUCUAGAUUUCACUACCCUUCGAGGAAAGCAAAGUCUAGCUUCUGUAGUCCUUCCUCCUUCCUAGUUCUCUCAUUUCGGUAAAAGCAGUGCACUCCCUCCCCUCACUGUUUGUUUCCCUCCCACACUCCAGAUGACAGGCAUUCUUCUCUCUCUUCACUAACUCCACUUUAGGAUGUGACUCAUCUUUCCAUUCUAUCCCUGCUUCCCCUCUUGCCUCUAGAUUAAAAGACUGCAUUCUUCUUUCAUCUCUCUCUCUCUCUCUCUCUCUCUCUCUCUCUCUCUCUCUCUCUCUAAUUUGAGGAGCAGUGCAUCCCUUCUCUGCUCUGUCUCUCUGUCUAAUUUAGGGAAUGGUGCAUCCCUCUCUCUCUCUCUCUCCCGCUACUCUCUCUCUCUCUCUCUCUCUCUGUUAGGCUGAGCUGGCAUCGUUCCUGUUUGUUUUCAGCCAUUUUGGGCUGCAGACACUGAAAGAAACUGCUAAAUGGCUGCCUCUCUCCUCUGAGGCCGGAGAUCUCGUUCCUCCUGCAACUCUUCCACCGAGCAGAAAAAAAAAAUAUUUUUUUCAGUCAGUCAGCCUCUCAGUCAGUCAGUCAGUCAGGCGGUCGGUUAGUUCUCACUGUACUGUGCGUUCCUCUAUUAGGAUAACGACAGGAGUAUCUGAGAUGCUGCUUCAGCUAAAGCAAGGUUUCGGGGCAACAACAUGGUGUCCAUGGCAGAGGCCUUGGACUCUGGCCACCCCAGCGCCCUCCUCUCGCACCUGAACAACCAGCGCACGUGUGGCGGACUGUUCUGUGACAUCACACUCAUCGUGGGGGAAUCCAAGUUCAGGGCUCACCAGAACAUCCUGUCUGCCUGCAGCCUGUACUUCAAAGAGCUGCUCUCCUCCUCCUCCUCCUCUCCUCUUCCUCCUCCUCGUCACGCCCCCCUCCACAGCGAGCGAGUUCUUGAGUUGCCAGAGCUGAAGCCAGAUAUUUUCGCGGACGUCUUGGAUUACAUAUACACCUCCAGGGUCUACCUCCGCGGUUUCAAGCGUACCAAGGAGCUUGCCAAAGCCGGGAAGAGGCUGGGGAUCCCGUUCCUGGAGAACAUAGCGGAGGAACAGGGAAGCAAAUCCAGCAAGAUAGGCAUCAAAGCAGCCGGCGAUACGACCACAACAGCUCAGCCCUCGGACCUCCCCUGCAACUUUACACCAAGGUUUCUCGGGGGAAACGAGCAGCAAGUGUCUUCAUACGCCGGGCCGGAGGACUCCGCAAGCGCACAGUGGAGGAUGGCGGCCUCAGCAUCAGUGCAGCAACUCAACCCCAGGGCUGGGCUUCAAUCUCCGUCUCCAGUGGACCUGACGGCCCCAGCCAGGAAGGACUCUGAGUCGCACCAAUCUUCUUCCCCCAUUGCUCAGUUCCAAAGUGUUUCACAUUUACUUCCCCCCCAGGGCACUGUACCGACUUUUCCCGCCACGGGCCUUCAGCCCUUGCCUCCAGAGACAACCACUCCCAGGACAGCGAGAGACACAGGCCGCAGCCCCGCAGCCGCAAGCUACGCUGAAAACUUCGAUUCCGAACGGUCUACCGCAGAAACGGCUAAGAUACUGUUCACUCUGCGCACAGCUGCAUUCAAAGGAAUGGGUAAUAACAGCGAAACGGCGGUCCGAAAAGCUGCCGAUGACGCCGCGUCCGAAGACGGAUUCACCACUGCAAAUUCAACAUCAGAAGGGCUGCUGCUGCUGCCGCCACCCGAGCAUCUCGGCCCAACCCGUCCUUCUGUAAAGGGGUUCCUCUGCAGGGUGUGUAAGCGGUCUUUCAGCUCGGCCUCUUCCCUGAGCACUCACCUGAAACUGCACAGGGCCGAGAGGGCGCUGUCCUGCAGGCACUGCGGCAGAGCGUUCAUCCACAACAAGAGGCUGCAGUCCCACGAGGCCGUCUGCAGAGAGGCGCCACAGAAGGGAUCGCCGGCUCCACUGGCGGCGGGCAGACCCAAGAAGCUCCUCCAAAGCUGCGAGCAAGGGGAAGAAGGGGAGGAGGAAACUGGGGAAGAGAAGGAGGAAGAGGAGGAGGAGGAGGAGGAGAGGAAUCCUGAGCCAGAACCGUCAGGUGCCAAGUCUUCCACCAACAAGAAGGGACGUGGUAUUCCGGUACGCCCCCGGAGCUUCCAGAGGAUGGACCUGCUUGCGGAGGAGGACCACUUCGUGAAAGUGGUGGACGGCCACAUUAUCUACUUCUGCACGGUCUGCGAACGCUCCUACAUGACUCUGUCAAGCCUCAAGCGACACUCCAACGUGCACUCCUGGCGCAGGAAGUACCCGUGCCGAUACUGCGAGAAGGUGUUCGCCCUGGCAGAGUACCGGACCAAGCACGAGGUGUGGCACACUGGGGAGAGGCGCUACCAGUGCAUCUUCUGCUGGGAGGCCUUCGUCACUUACUACAACCUCAAGACACACCAGAAGUCUUCCCACGGCAUCAACCCUGGCCUGAUCAGCAGUGAGAAGACAGCCAACGGUGGCUACAAGCAGAAACUAAAUGCCCUCAAACUCUACCGCUUGUUGCCCAUGAGAUCCCAGAAAAGGGCUUACAAAACAUACAGCCAGGCCCUUUCUGAAAGCAUUCUGCCUUCUCUGACAGCGCCUUUGGACAAUGGGCUUCCUGAGUCUCCGGGUUCUGAGGGGUUAUGCUCUCUGGGUCUGCACCCGGGGGGUGCUGGGGAUUAUAUAUUUCCGGCACCGCUGGACCCUGCCACUUUGGAACAAGGGGAAAUAACAAACCCCACCGGUCCACACAACCAGUCUAGUCCUGCUAUGCAUGGGAUAAGGGAGGGGGAGAUGGUCGAGGAAGCAGCAAAAAGCCUGCUGGAAAGCAGAACAGGUUUUCCAAGCGCAGAUGGUUCUGUCAACACGGUUAUUGCGUACGGUCACCCCAAGCCCUCUGUGAUCGUGCAUGGCACAGCUGUCUCCUCUGUUAUCGUGCACAGCAACCAGGUUGCAUCGACGUCCACGAACAACUGCAGCAGCAGCAGCAGCUAUCCGAGUCGUCGCCCCUCGUCCGAACCCUCAAAAGUCCCCCCACCCAUCAAGAAACAGGUCCUGAAGGAAUACAUCCAGUCCCAGAAAAGAGCUUCCAGUGAGGAAACAGAAGAAGAAGGGAGGAGAAGCGUAGGGGAAGACAAAAGAUCACAGAAACCUUGCAAGAGCUCCGCCAACGGCAACAGCGUUACCUAUGUGGCCAAGCCGGCGUACGUGGGAGCGUCUUCAGAGACCAGAGGCGGCGCCCCCUUGUGCCAGAUCACUGUGCGCAUCGGGGAGGAAGCCAUCGUGAAGAGGAGCAUCUCUGAAACGGACCUGAUGAGGGACAAGGGUCCCCCUGCCAACAAGACCAAAAGAAUGGACCCUCAGCACAAGGAGACGAACCAGCACCAGUACCAGCACCAACACCACAACAAGGAGACGAACCAGCAUCAACACCAACACCAACACCUGCACCGCAACAAGGAGACAAACCAGCACCAACGCCAACACCUACAUCUGCACCGCAACAAGGAGACAAACCAGGACCAACGCCAACACCUACACCACAACAAGGGGGCUGAACCAGAGAAGAAUAAGAAGUGUAAAGCGAGCAGAUUGAGGGAAUACAAUUUCCGCAGGGAGGUGAGGGAGGAGGAGAGUGACCAGGACGCUGAGGACAACCUCUGGCGGCCUUACUACACCUAUAAGCCCAAGAGGAAGACCCUGCACGUUCAGAAAGUAAAAAAAUCCAGCUGGAGGCGGAAACUCCGAUACAAGCGCUCGCUGCGGCUGAUGAAGAGGGCGGAAAAGCUCUUGGGCCGAAGCUUAGACGAGGGCGGCGACUGCAAGUCAAGCGCCGGUCUUCAGGAUGAGCAAGGAGCGCCCGAAGAGGAGGAGGAGGAGGAGGAGCAGGAGAAGUGCCAGAUCUGUGAAGAAACCUUCCCGGAUUUCCUCUCUCUGGAGAAACACGAGAGGAACCAUCGGACGGGCAAGGCCUUCGAAUGCCCCACCUGCGGCAGGCAAUUUUCCACUGUGAAAAAACUGGACAAGCACGAGCUGACCCACCUGAUGGAGUUCGUAUGCUUGCGGUGUCAGGAGUCCUUCAGGAACAGGGCGCUCAUGGAGGCGCAUCAGAAGACGCACCAGGCUGAAAGCGAGAACCGUUUCCCCCCGGAGCGGGCGUUCGUGACCGAAUCCAAAGAAACGGGCUACCCAGAGAAAAGUAACCUGCCCCGGCUAGGGAGAAGGCCGUCUGUCCGGCACACCUGCACCUCCUGUUCCAAAGUCUGCAAGACUGUAGCAGCACUGGGGAGGCACAUGAAAAGGCACGAGGCAGAGAGAGAAGAUUCAACAGAGCCUGGACCUGAACUGUAUCCCACAGCAGCAGCAGAAGCAGAAGCAGAAGCAACAGACUUAGACCAUGAUUUAGAAGCAAACAGAGAUCAGGCUAAAUCUAUCCCUGUUAUUAAUUACACCACAUCAGCAGCAGACGAGACAAGCGAAGGCCUGGCCGAGGUGAGCAGUUACGAGCCUCAAUAUGACAACCCGGGAAAAACUCAGAUUGAGUCUGACCAGGCAACGCCGACACAGCUGUCUGAAAUAUCUUCCAAUAAUGAACAAGUAGUCCUGGAAAAUCCUGGCUCAAGUCCACUGGGAAGCAAGAUUGUUCCCCCACCUGGGAGCCCGGAAGCUGCAGCUCCAGCCAGGGCUGAGGAUCCCAGUGGUUCGGUCCAGAGUGUUCUGGUUCUGAACAGCAGAGACUGUUUGGACUCUUGUCAGCAGCAGGAGGCUGUGACGUCUUACAGGGCCAUAAGAAGCCCGGUUGGACAGCCUCAGGGACCACUGCUGAUAACUGGGACCACAGAACACUGUGAGCCAGGGCUGCGUUCUCAGAGUUAUAACCUCCAAGAUGAGUGCACAGAUCACCAGUGCCAUACAGGCAGUGCUACACCAAGACUCAAUGGAACUGCAGAGGGAACAGUGAGAUCAGAUGAAGGAAACAAUGCUCAGAACAAUUACGAACAGGACACUGGCCCAUACAGUUAUCAAAGCACUCCGAUGAUGUCACACGCCGGAAGGGAGGACGAUGAUGGUCCCCAGAACCUGGUGAUGUCACACGCAGGACCAAGCCCUCCUCCUCCUCCGGAGCAAGCCGCGAUGUCACGGACGAGAGAUGAGGCUUCCGAACGUGGCGAAAUGGAAUCGCGUGGGCAGGAAGAGCUUCCUGUGCGGGGGAUGAUGUCGCACGCAGGAAUUGAGGCCCCUCUGUCUGCACAGGAACUGAUGAUGUCCCACCUAGCUAGAGAAGCUCUUCCUGCACCAGAUCUGAUGAGAACGCACAUGGGAAGGGCUGCGGCUCCACAAGAACUGAUGAUGUCACGUAACGGGAGGUCGGAGGGGCUGGCAAUGAUGAUGAUGAGGGCGCCUCAGAAAGAGGAAAAGCCCCCGGCUACAGAAUUCACUACGACUCAAACCACUGCAGGCACCGCUAACACUGCCACUGCUGCUGCACAUGGACGUCUCAUGCCACAGACCACCACUUCCAACAAGUGCCCCCAUAAAAGGAUCAAAUCGCCAAGCCUGGGUGCAAACACUCUGGCACAAGAACUGCUGAAGCCUCACUUGGGGCCUAACGCGACCGUCCGGGACGUGGCGAGGAUGGCGCACGAAGGCCUGAUUCCGCAGAACCUGAUGAUGCACCGCGGAACCGGAGACAGCGUGCGCGCCGAGAACCCGCUCACUCCCCACCAGUCCGAAGAGCUUCAAGACUCUGCUCCGCAGGACCUCCGCAUGGCGACGACCUUUCCGGUUCAGGAGUUCCCUCUGCCUCUCCUGGCGCCUGCCGGCUGCCGAUCCAGCAAAAAACACCAGGAAAGCCCCCUGCUCUCCUACCCAGCCGCUGCCAUGCAGUUUGGCGACCUGGGCAAGAUGUCUAGCGGUGAUCUCGCAAAGCUGCCUUUUUACCCGGACCCCUACCAACUGCUCUAUGGGCCCCAGCUCCUGGCGUACCCUUACAACCUGGCGGCUCUGCCCAUGGCUUUGAACAUGGUGGUCCCCAAUGAAAAAGGGCAGCCUCUCCCAUUCCUGCCGACCCUCUUCAGCUACGUGAACCCCUGUACGGGGCUCGUGCAGGAGCCCCACCUGGUAGCUAAAUCGAGUAGGAGGGGCGACCACCGCGAUGCCGUGAAUCAGUAGGUGAUGAAGAAGAGGACGGUGGCGGCAGAACUGCGUGCCUUCCUCUUCCUGCCACUGCUGUUCCGCCGCGAGAGACGGCGAUCGGGAGUCCUGUCGGUCGACCCAGAGGGUGUUUGCGGUCUCUACCCAUUCACACCCGCCACCUCUCUCCGUUUACCUCUCUGCCCUUAUUUGUAGUAGUCUGUACAAGGUUUCUGCUCAUAUAAACUGUCCUUUUGAGGCACCUUAUAGUUAACUGGGAUUGUGUGUGCUUUUAGUUCAAUCUGCUUCUCAUAGUGAUUGCAAAAAUGAUUUCAUGGCUGUUCAGUUUUUUUUUUUUGUUCUUUUUCCCAGAGAAAGUGAAAGGACUGUAACCCAUUGUGUGUCCGACAUCUCUAUAGUGGGAGAGGUUCAUCUUCUGUAGGCAAAAGAAAAAGGGUGUAGUGGCAUCAAAAUCCUACCUAAAUCUCUCUUAGUAGCUUCACUCCAUUCAACUGUUUCACCAAGGAAAUUGAUGGUGGCCAAAUACAGGGUCCCAAUAAAACAAGGGUAAAAUGAAGCAGUCAGAUGUGUUUGUCGUAAUGGAUUGCUACAGAAAACUCAGGCAUUUGAAUGGCGCGUAGUCUACAUUAAGUGAAGAGAGACCGAUAAAGCACAGCUGCUCUUCCAAAAGCCUGCUGACAAAAGGUAUCAAAAGAUGGCGUCUGCUAAAAUGAUCAAUUAGUUUAAUAGAGAUGCUACCCAACAGAUUCCCAUUCAGAAACUGUUAGAUUUUCACUAGAUACCUUAUUUAUAUUAUUAACUGAUGUUGCACAUGUUUGGUUGUUUUUUUUUAAAAAAGAAAAAAAGAAAAUGGUUUACAGAAAUAAAUGCUGUUGGAAGGUUUGCAGACUGCACUAGUUCUAGACAGACUGGAAUGUGCCUAUUAGGUUUGGAAUGGUUCAUGACAGGCAUUAAGCCUUAAAAACCAAGGAGCCAAAAAAAAAAAAAUGCAUUCCAUAAAAACCGAUCUCCAAUAAUGACAAAAAAAUAAAUAAAAAUUAUAUUUUCACUCUACGGGAGGCAUAGUUAGCACAGAAAAAUUAGAUAUAGUUUGUACUUCAAAGAGUUUUUUUGUUUAAUAAUAGUUAUUUUUUUUAGCUAGGAUCCACAUCGCAAUUUGUACUGUUUCCAAACCGCAAAGGCAGCCGCAGUACGACUGGUAUUGGUUCUACCAAAUUAAAUUAGUUACAAAUGUUUAUUUCAUGUUUGCCAACCAAAAAAAAAAAUGCAGUAUUGCAGUCCUACUUCGUCAACCAAAAAUAAAUAAUAAAUUCACGCCGCAAAAAUCUCCAGUUGCGAAGCUGCGAAAUGUAGAUGCCACAGAUAUUUCUUGUUUAUGGAAAAUAGAUAUUCCCGUCUCAAAAAUGUGUGCUUUAAAAGGAGUGCUGACCAAGGUUUUUAAAAUCCCUUUUCUCAUUAGCACUGGCAGUAGUUCUACCCCUGGUCUUCCCCCUUUUUCUUCUGUUGAUUCUGUGCAUGUAUUUUACGCUUCACUGUGCAACACGCAGAGAUCUCAAGGACAGCGCUAUAGAUGCAACGUGGCUGCAGCUACUCCUGGAUACCUAAUCACGUCCUGUGCUGUAGGUCAAGCUCACUCCAAUGGUGACCUACAGCUAGACACCAGGAUGCAGCAGCUUAUCGAUAGCUUUGUAUUUGAAAUAUGGGAAUCACUUUAGUUUAGGUAUCCGUUAUAAGUGAGCAUAAACACACACAAAAAAACACUGGCAAAAGUGUAUAACUGUACUGCAAGAGCAGCAAAGCAACCCCAUAUAAUUGGUGAGACAGCCACAGAAAGACAAUCAGACCAGAAAAGUAUAUCUGUUAUAACCGAUUAUAAAUAAUAGCGACAAAAAACCAAAAACAAACCAAUGGCAAGUGUAUAAUAAUAGUUCUUAUUUCUAAUCACAUUCUGUAAGUGUUAAUAACAUAAUUAAUAACAUGUUUUUAGAUGGUUUGUAAUCCCUUAUAACAGAUACCUAAACUAAACUGAAACAUUUACAUAUCCUGAUUGAAAAAAAAAAAAAGUGAAGGACCAACUCUCAACACAAUAAAAGGGAGACCAAUGAUUGUAAAAAAACCCCUCAAUUUUAAACCCUUGGUUAGGACUCCAGUAGAGGUGUACUAGACAGAAAGUGCCAUUUUGUAGUUUUGUAACUUUUAACUCCCCCCCCCCCCCCCCCCCAAUUAUUCAGAUUGAACAUUUUUGCGCCCAGGUAAAACGGUUUGAAACUUGUCCGGAUAUUAUUUCAUCCUGAAUAUAAACCCCGUGUCUUGAACUUAGUUUGAAUGCACUGGAUUCUGAGACUAUGUACUGUGGAGCUGUAGCCCCUCUGGCUAUUCAAACCAACUUCCAGUUUACCAAAAAAAAAAAAAAAAAAAAAAAGCAAGGCAAUUACAUGUAUUAUUUUUUAAAUCCUUUUUUGUGGUGUUUAAAACCAGUUAAAGUUGUUUGUGUACUGCUCUGGCCAAAAGUUUAGCAUCACCUAGAAUUUUAGGAUUCAGGCAUAAUUUUUAUAUAUAUAUAUAUAUAUAUAUAUAUAUAUAUAUAUAUAUAUAUAUAUAUGUGAACAUAAUUUAGAUAUUUUAUUUAACAUCUUGUAAUCAAAGAAACUACAAAAUGAUCUCGCAAAAAAUCUACCGGAAACCAUAAUAGUAGUACAGUAGUAUUUUGUGUUUUUGAAAUGUCACGUUUUUUCAUUGUUGUCAGUUUGUCGUGCAGUAUCUGGAAAACUUCAAAGCGGUGUGUAAUUCAGUAUGUUAGCGUUACGUUGUUCAGCAGGUUUCAUUCGACUUUAUAAAGAGAAAUGAGUUCAUUCUGGAGGGGGGGAAGCAAAACUUUUGGCCACAGCUGUAGAUUUUCUGGUAUUACCCAGGAUCAAAAAAACGAUCAAAAAAAGACUGUGUACUCCUGCACAGAAGCACUACCAGGGUUACAGGGGCGGCCUGUCUCACAGAUGUAACUAAAACAUAUUUAAUUUAAAUCUUAUUUAAUAUUAUUUGCUUUUGUUUGAAACCUAUUCGUUUAUCUUUGUGUUUACUCCAGGGGGAUUCUGUUUUGAACCCAGGAAGGAAUUUUCUGUUAACCCGUAUAAAAAUAAAACAGCCACAACAACAAGAAGAAAAACAAGAACAACUGUUCUUGUUAAGAGUUUUAUCAUUAAAAAUGUUUUUUUUUUAUUUUAUUUUAUGUAAAUCUCUUUUGCACUUGCUUCAAAAUCGGGCCCCAAAAAAUAGUUUGUUGAAUUAAUGUUUUGAUUUCAUUCUUGUAUGUGUCAAUACUGUACUUACUAAUAGUUUUUUUUUAUUUUAAAACUUUAUUUUAUGUUUAUAUAUAUAUAUUGUUUUUGUUAUAUAUAUAUAUAUAUAUAUAUAUAUAUAUAUAUAUAUAUAUAUAUAUAUAUAUAACAAGUUUUAAAACUUUUUUUUAAGUAUUAGUAUGACAUAUUAUAUGUUAUAUAUAUAUAUAUAUAUAUAUAUAUAUGUUAUGGUAAAAGUCAUUAUCUGGCAAAUCUUAUGCUUCACUGCUAAAUGUCAACAUUUACCAAGUGAAUAGAUUGCUUAUUGGGAAAGGCACUUGGCUAUUCUUGGGAUUUACCGGUAAAUGUCCACAGUAAAGCGUUAUUGUGAUUAUUUACCACUUUACUUGGUAAAUGUCGACAUGUACCAGUAAAUCUUGACAGCUGCCAAUAUUCAGACUUUUACAGUAACAUGAAUUCCCUUUUCCGUUGGGCUCUCUAAUGUACAUCAGCCACGCAGGCCGCAUUCCAGAUCUCUGUUUCCGCUGCCCAGCGUUACUCAGAUAUGUGUUACUAAAGAGUUAUAUUUACAACCUGCACUACGCUUGUCUUUGAAUUCAGAUCCUGGAAAUUACCUUUUAAGCUCUCGGAAUUACAGGCCAAAGCUAUGUAAGAAAACAGACCGGCCUUACCCUGCCCUGGUUUUCUUUCUAUCAUCUACAUUGUCAAAAUAUUCUGGACGGGGAAGCAUAUUAACGUCGCACAGUGCGCUGAAGCACCAUGCAGUAAUUCCCGUGCAACGCUAAUAUUCUUCCCCGCCUCACUUCCUCACAAUCAGCUUAGAGUUUGUUUUUUUUUUUCAGUAUUGUACAGAUCACACAUACUGGUAUAAUAAAGUGAAGUGAUUCUAGCCAGCAAACUAAUUCCAAUACAGGUCUCAAAUAUCUAGUUUUGAAAGAAACUCAUGUUAUACGAAACUUUUUUUUAAAAAAAAAACAAGCUAUCUGGUACUACACUAGGUUAAAGAAAUCUCUGUUUGCAUGCCCUGCUUUCAGUUAGGGUUGCACUUGCUUGGUCACCUGGACAGUGAAAUUGUCCCCACCCCUUUUUUUCCUGUCAUUAACCAACCAGCUGCUUCCCCCUGUUGACUGACAUGCUUUGCAGCCAGUAGCAUGACGCAGAAGACACUGCUGCGUAGGUGAAAUUACCCAGGAAGUGCAAGUGUCACACAUCUCCUGAGAAUAAGGCAUAGCAACUGAGAACUUUCUUUUGAACUUAAAAGUCGGACCAGCCUUCGACUUUUAUAAAAGCUGUACAGCGUGUUUCUUUCAAAGCUCCACAUUUGAGACCCACGUUGACAGGGGUGCUAAAUGGCUAAGACUUUAAGAAAUGGUUUUGCAUCACCCCCCUAUAAAAUGAAUUAAUUUUGCUUCAUAAAGUCGAAUGAAACCUGCUGAAUAUUGUUAUGUUAACAUAUUGAAUUACAAUCAGCUAUAUAAAGUAUCCAUUUGAGAUUUUCAACCCUAGCUGAGGGAGGGUAGGAGCAGCUCAGAGCAGGUUGGGCAGCGGAUACACAGACUGAUCCUCAGUAAAAAGGUUCACAGUAGCUGUGAGGGUAGCAGAUAUAGGCAGGCUUGCUGGUCCAGUGGUUCCCAGUUCGAAUCCCCUGAGCAAGUCACUUAACCUCCUUGUGCUCCGUCCUUCGGACGAGAAGUAAAACAAACAAGGUCCUAUUGGAAGUGACUCUGCAGCAGCCACUGACUCCCUGUGUGUGUGUGACCCUGAGCAAGUCACUGAACCUCCUUGUGCUCCGUCCUUCAGACGAGACGUCAAACAAACGAGGUCCUAUUGGAAGUGACUCUGCAGCAGCAGCAGCUGUGAUAAAAGCGUCUGCUAAAUGACUAAUUCAUUAAUAAUUAAUAAUAGCACUUCCUACCUGCGACAUGCAGCACUUUAUGUGGUUCUGAUCAUUAUCUGUUCCAGGAAACACGGUGUCACACUGUUUUUCCUCCCCACUAGCCAAAAAGUAUCUGAGAAGGUGUCAGGGUGGGGUGAGGAUGGAGGAUGAAAACAGCGCACUGUAUUGUGUACGUGCAUUUAUAUACUGCAUAUGUACAGCUCUGGCCAAAAGUUUUGUAUCACCCUCUAUAUAGAAUGAACCAAUUUUGCUUUAAAAAGUUGAAUGAAACCUGCUGAAUAAUGUUACGUUAGCAUAUUGAAUUGCACACCGCCGUGUUGUAGUUCACCCCCCCCCCCCCCAUAUACUUAAGGAAAAAAAAAAAAAAAAAAACUAAUACAAAAAUUAAAAAAUGUGACAUUUUGAAAUCUAACAUGAAAUACUACUGUAUUAGUAUUAUGGCUUCCGGUAUAGACUUUUUGCGUGACAAAAAGUUUGAGAACCACGGUUCUAUUGGAUGCAUGCUGCGGGGGGGGGGGGUGGAAUGUCCACUGAGUGGACCCCACACUACUCUCUCUGUCCACUAGAGCAGUGGUUCCCCCAACCCCGGUCCUGGGGGGACCCCCCUGUGUCUGCUGGUUCCAACUGACUUCUCAAUUACUUAACUAGACACUUCAUUGAACUGAUCAUUGGCUUAAUUACACCUUUUCAGCUCUUUUGAAGAAAAAAAAAAGCUCACAAACUAUUUAAAAGAUGAAAACAAUUAUAAAAAGCUCUAAUUAAGCAAUUGAGAACUCAGUUGCAAUGAAAACACAGGGGUUGGGAAACCACUGCACUAGAAGAUCCACCAUGCAGGUACAGGUGAGGUGCUGGGUGAGUCCGUCGCGAUUCUGACCACUAGCGCUGCGUCUGUUCAUCUGCUAACCGUCUUGUGUUUAUCAUAGUUCCUUUCCAGUGUUUGUCUUGCAAAACUGUUGUUCCAAAAAAAUAAAUAAAUAAAUAAAAACAAACAAAAACCAAAAAAAAAAAA